This is a messenger RNA of Apis cerana (Asiatic honeybee), 896 nucleotides long. Its product is annotated as homeobox protein MSH-A. Gene Ontology annotation, cellular component: nucleus. Lineage: Eukaryota; Metazoa; Arthropoda; Insecta; Hymenoptera; Apidae. Gene Ontology annotation, molecular function: DNA-binding transcription factor activity, RNA polymerase II-specific; RNA polymerase II transcription regulatory region sequence-specific DNA binding. Gene Ontology annotation, biological process: regulation of transcription by RNA polymerase II; embryonic morphogenesis. The record is from RefSeq and is a predicted model, not a curated record.
UAAAGAGGAUUUUAUUAAACAACCACAGUCGAAGUUUCGACAUGAAGUCGGUUGGAAAACCGAAGGAUUUUAGCAUCGAAAGUAUUUUAUCAGACUCAUAUAUAUUUUUUCAAAAUAAUCAAUGUAAAGAAUGUUCUUUAUCUAACAUAUCAAAAACAUGUAAGAUUGAUUUUCAAAAAGAAAAAUAUGAAACAAAUUUUGUAACAAAUUAUAAUAUUAAUACUAUCGAAAUAAAUACAAAAAAUAAUUUUCAAUCGAUUAAAAAAGAUUCUACGUUAAAUUUAACAAGGCCAUUUGAAAUUAUGGAAAAAAUGUAUCUAAGAAAUAGUGGGUGUAGAAAUGAUAAAUUCAGUGAAAACAAUAGUGAAAGUUUAAAACGAAAAAGUGAAAUAAAUAUGGAAAAAAAAUGUGAAAUGAGUUUCAAUGAGUUUCAUCUAAUGAAUUCCAAACAAUAUGAUGAAAAAAAAUAUUAUGUAAAUUUAUCAAAUAUUGAGAAUAGUACAAAAGAAUUAGAAUGGCUUCGAUAUACAAGAUAUAAACCUCCAAAAGUUCCUAGAAAGUCAACAAUCGGAAAAAAUAGAAGAAAACCAAGUCUUCAUCCUCGAAUACCAUUUUCAUCAUUUCAAAUAAAUUAUCUUGAACAACAAUUUCAAAAUAGUGCUUAUCUUUCAAAAAAAGACGUAUUAAAAAUAUCAAAUAUUUUAAACCUUCUACCUAAUAGGGUGAAAAUUUGGUUUCAAAAUCGACGUGCUAAAGAACGACGUGUAUUUUGUACUAAUAUAUAAAAAAUAUAUAGAAAUAUAUAUUUAUUGUAUUGUAAUAAUAUUGUUUAAUCAUUUGGAUUCAUUUAAUAUAAAUCUAAAUUACUUAUAAAUUAAUAAAAAAAAAUUAAUCAA